AUGCCAAGAGAAAUAAUCACUUUGCAAGUGGGUCAAUGUGGCAACCAAAUCGGUAUGGAAUUUUGGAAGCAGCUUUGUAUGGAGCACGGCAUUAAUAAUGAAGGAAUUCUUGAAGAAUAUGCCACUGCAGGAGAUGAUCGUAAAGAUGUUUUCUUUUACCAAGCUGAUGAUGAGCAUUAUAUUCCCCGCGCAUUGUUGAUUGAUUUAGAGCCAAGAGUAAUCCAUACUAUCCAAACUUCUAUGUAUUCAGCUUUGUAUAACCCUGAAAAUGUAUAUUCUAAUUUGAAUAGACUUUUUAUAAUUUUAAGGCAGAGAAUUAUAAUUUUUUUUGUAAAAAAUAAAAAAAUUGAUUUUUUUAGAAAUAUUUUGGUGGUAGUAUGAGAGGAGAUAUAUGAGCAAAGAAGGAGGAGGCGCAGGGAAUAACUGGGCAAGUGGAUUUUCACAAGCAGAAAGGGUUAAUGACGAGAUCAUGGAUAUGAUUGACAGAGAAGCGGAUGGCAGUGACUCUUUAGAAGGGUUUACACUGCUUCAUUCAAUUGCUGGAGGCACUGGAAGUGGUAUGGGAUCUUAUUUAUUAGAAAGGCUGAAUGACCGAUUUCCGAAAAAAUUGAUACAAACUUAUUCAGUUUUCCCAAAUCAGCUGAGGACUUCUGAUGUAGUAGUGCAGCCUUAUAACUCGUUAUUGACUUUAAAAAGACUGACUUUAAAUGCAGAUUGUGUCGUUGUGCUUGAUAAUGCAGCUUUAAAUCACAUCGCUGUCGACAGAUUAUCCUAUUUUAUGUAAAAAUAAGAAUGUUUUUUAUAUAUAUCUUUUUUAUUAUUUUUAAUUAAAAAAGAAUAAAAAUCCCUAACCCGACUUUUGCUCAAACAAAUGCAUUAGUUUCUACAGUUAUGGCUGCGUCUACAACAACUUUAAGAUACCCUGGGUAUAUGAAUAACGACUUAGUUGGCCUUGUGGCUUCUUUAAUUCCAACCCCUCGAUGCCACUUUUUAAUGACUGGCUACACCCCUUUGACUGUCGAUCGGCAAGUCAGCUCAGUCCGCAAAACAACGGUCUUAGACGUAAUGCGAAGACUCCUGCAAACCAAAAACAUCAUGGUCUCCACCAACACCAAAAAAGGCGUCUACAUGAGCAUCCUAAACAUCAUCCAAGGCGACGUCGAUCCUACCCAAGUCCACAAAUCCUUACAAAGAAUCCGAGAACGCAAACUUGCCAAUUUUAUCCCUUGGGGUCCUGCCUCAAUCCAAGUAGCCUUAUCCCGCAAAUCCCCAUAUGUGGAAACCUCCCACAAAGUUUCAGGUCUCAUGCUUGCGAACCACACAAGUAUAGCUGACCUUUUUGAUAGGAUUAUCAGCCAAUAUACCAAAUUACGGUCAAGAAAUGCCUUUUUGGAAAAUUAUAAAAAAGAAAGGAUGUUUUCAGAGAAUUUUGAAGAAUUUGACCGGUCAGAAGAGGUGGUCAAAGAAUUGGUAAGAGAGUAUAAGGCUGCAGAAAAAGAAGAUUAUAUUGAAUGGGGUAAUGAUUUAGACGCUGAUUCUGAUAUAAGAAUGAGGUAA
Blepharisma stoltei is the source of this 1557-nucleotide messenger RNA. The record is from the annotation of a GenBank genome assembly. NCBI's taxonomy places the organism in Eukaryota, Ciliophora, Heterotrichea, Heterotrichida, Blepharismidae.